Molecule: messenger RNA, 4425 nt
Organism: Thalassophryne amazonica
Lineage: Eukaryota; Metazoa; Chordata; Actinopteri; Batrachoidiformes; Batrachoididae
Gene: phc3b
Product: polyhomeotic-like protein 3
Exons: 12
Coding region: 522-3920 (1132 amino acids)
Cellular component (GO): PRC1 complex; nucleus
Molecular function (GO): zinc ion binding; protein binding
Source: RefSeq, a predicted model, not a curated record
AAAACCUUCCAUCGUCAGCGGACCGACCAGGCCCCUCGCAGCCGCAACACGGUGCCGCGAGCGCUGCUGAUUCCUGCCGCAGACCCGGCAGGUGGACCGGCGGAGGUCCAACGGGAGACGGACGGCGCGGCGCACGGCCAGGAGGCCGCAUUGACGGCGCGCCCCGCAGGAAAAGUGCAGGCUGUGUGAGUGCGACAUGCGCAGCCUGCGCGUAUCAUAAACGGGCCUGUUGCUGCGUUGCUGCAACUUUGCCGUUUUUGUUUUUUUUUUUGCCGUGGAGCCCGAUAAGGUGGGGGAGGAGAGGGAGGUUAUUAUUGUCUGGAGGGGAGGAGGGUGAGGCGCACCUCCCCUCAGCCUCCGCGCUGCCUGUCAGACGAGGAAGUGCGUGUUCACGCACGCCCCGCCGCCGUCGCGCACGGUCCCGCACGGCGUCACCGACAGGUCGCCGUCUGUCGGAUGGACUGGACGAGGACCAGCUGCAGGACCACGACGAUCUCAGCAGUGUUCUAAAGCCUUGAAGGAUGGACCGGGAACUGGUUCAGCAGAGCCAACCAGAACACAGCGAGGCCACCAAUGGAACCAGCACACUGACAACCGUACCUGACUCCUCUGCCCCGAAGACCCCGACCCCGCCACGACUCACCCCCAACCCCAUGCUCCUGGACUCUCCUGCACCCACGCUAACGCCCACCACAUCCUCCCCUCCACCUCCUCUCACCCCGGCUCCUUCCAUCUCUGCCACUCCAGGCCCGAAGGCGUCACAGGCGAUGGCGGCGGUGGGUGCUCUGUCACCCCACAUUCUCAUUCCAGCUCCUCCUAAACUGACCUCUAUGGCGACCCCGGCCCUCUGCACGUACUCUCGCCCAAUUCUUCCCUCUCCGGCAGCCAUCUCUAAACCUCCCUCAUCUCCAACCACUCAGACAUCCAGCUCCUCAGCUCCUCUUCCUCCUUCCAGCCCCUCGUCUGCUGUAGUCAGCGCCUCCUCGCCGCACCUGUCCACUCCUUCUGCAACGCACAGCAACACCACCAUGCCAACAAACGCCACUCCCACCCUGGCCAACGGCAACACAAGGCCCUUGUCCACGACAAUAUCUGCGCCAAUCACGCCCUUUCACACACCAGCCAGCCCGCCUGGCAGACAGGCAUCACAGACUCAUCCUGUAGGCACACCUGGUCUUGUGCGAGCCAAUCAGAACCCCUUACCUGUCAGGCAGAGGGUGUCCCAGCAGGCAUUGCUCCUGGGAAAAGGUCUCAAAGGGUCUGGCCAAGACCAGGUGCUGCUUAGAGCCCAAAUGCUGAUUCUUACGUCUGCUAUGCGACCUGCUCCUUCCUCCUCCUCCUCCUGCUGCUCCUCCUCUUCUUGCUCCUCCCCCUCUCCCCCCUCCUCUCACGCUGCCUCCGCUCAGCUCCAGAGUCUCACCCUGAGGCCUCCGCCCCCGGGGACGCUCGCCAUCCCCCCCUCCCUUCGUCUCAAGACCCCAUCCUCAGCCCCGCCUCCCUUCUCUCGCCCUCACGCCCCCGUGUUUCCCCCCCUCAGACCGCGACCACAGCCGAACACCACGGCAACAGAGACCCUGACCACGCCUAGCCGCCACCUCUCCGUCCCGCCUCCAACUCUUUACUCUCCGGUUCGUGCGGUCCCCCUGAGACCCAGACUCCAUUCUCCAAACAGCCACAAAGCAGCAUCCCCGAGGCAAGCCUCAACCCUCCAGCCAAUCGCUGCUGCUGCCGCUGCUGGUGCUGCUGCCGGUCCGCCAGUCAGCAGGUCCAUGGCUGGACCAAAGAGCUGUGCGUUAUCCCAAAGUCUUCACAGGGCCGGCCAAUCACAGCACAGCUCCAUACCUGUGACCAACAUGCCAGUUACUUCUCAUUUCGAGCGGUCGGCAUCAGCAGCAAGGCAGCUGCAAAUCAUCGCCCUUUCAUCGGGCCGCCAAACACAACCCGGCACAUACACUCACGCUUCAGUGCAGUCCACACCUCGGACAGUGAAGUCACCUGACCUCCCCAGCCAAUCACAGAGGACUGUGAGCAGUGACGACAUGCUUCCUCUAAAAAUGGCCUCACCCCUGCCCUCCCCGCCCCCUCUUCCAAGUCCAUCCUCCCCUCCAAGUCAGGCUGGACCUCACACCCAUCUUCUGCUCCAAAAAGGAGAACUGAAGGAUGGUGAUGAGCAGCGAGUACCGGGGCGAUUAACUGGCCCGAGACAAGUGUUCGGGGACACGGAAAGUGUUGGACAAGACCUUAGGGUGGAGAGAGACGACCAAAGAAAGCAGGAAAUGGAACAGGAUGAGAAAAAGAGGUUAAAGGUCGAGAAACAAGACAUAAGCAUCUGUAAGACGGAGCAAAAAGUCAAAACCGGUCGUGAGGAUGAACCGAUGGAAGUGACAGAGGAAGGCCAUAGUGAAGGAGAAAGGGUGGAAGGAGAGGAGAGGAGGAUGGAAGAGGAAGGAGGGACUACUAUGGACAAGUCUGAGAACCCAGCCAGUCAUGUUUUACACCAGUAUCACAAAUUGGAUCCUAACCCAAUACCUGAUUCAAUCCAAGACUCAAGCACAGAACCAAAGCAUGACGUUGAUCUUGUAUCAGCUCCAAUUCCAGUCCAGACCGUGACUGUAGCUCCAGUUCCAAUCCCACCUUCAGUUCCAGAGGCAUCUGUCCAGAGUCAGAGGCUGCCAGAGUCCCAUCGGGACCUCCAGUCCAUCAACCAGGAGGACUUCUGUGAGAACAUGUCAACCCAGUCUGACAAUCAGUCAGCGCUGUCGAGCCUCUCCUCUCAGUCUCCGCCGUCCUCGCCCUUUGUCGCUCCAUCAGUAGAUAAUCCUCCACCACUCUUCUCCACUCAGACAACUUCCCCGGCUGACCUGCGUCUGAUAAAUCACGAGCCCCAAAAUGAUCACAAAACUGUCGGCCAAUCACAUCACCUGUCCGAGACUGAGAACGAGCACCUCGGCCAAUCGGAAGAUGAGUCACAGAGCUUCAACCAACCGCUGACAAGCCCCUGGGAGCCAAGGGCGUGGCCUGAGGGACGGCAGGUUCUGACUCACCUGGUGGAGGGUUUUGUGAUCCAGGAGGGGCUCCAGCCGUUCCCAGUGAAUCGCUCGUCUCUACUGGUUCCAGAUCAGGUGACCAAACCACCCGAAGUGAACGGGACCAAUGGGAAAGCGGUGCUGCCGGAGCCAAGGAAGUUGAAAGAGACGCAACGCUCCACCGAUUCAGACGAGGACGGAGGGGACACAGAUGACCUCGGUUCUAGGUCGAGCCACAGAGACAGGGCCGUGCUGCACUGUCAGUUCUGCGGGAAAAGAGGCCAUGCCCACAACUUCAUGCGCUCCAAACGCUUCUGCUCCACAUCGUGUGCACGAGGGUUUAAUGUUCGUCUGACGAAGCGUUUGCGAGCUUUGAGCGCAGGCAGUCGGACAGAGAGGCCCCGCCCCUCUCUGAACAGGGCGGAGGUGGUGCCUGGGAAGCCACUCCUACUGCGCCUGCCUCGCGACCUCUGGAGCGCCGGGCGGCGUGAGAAGGAGGGAAAAGAAAAGCGAGGGGAGGAGGAGGAGGGAGGGGUGGAGGAAUACGAUGACAGGGGAGAUGGAGAAGAAGAAGAUCCUGCUGUUGCCGUGACAGCCAGGAUGGAGCGGCGGGUGGCACGGCGAGCGAGGAGGGCGUCUGCGCCGGCCCUGACCACGUCGAUGCCCACCACGACCUUCAAGCCCGCCCCCUCUCAGUGGAGUGUGGAGGAAGUCACCACCUUCAUACACAUGCUUCCAGGCUGCGGCGACGUGGCGGAGAACUUCCGCCUGCAGGAGAUCGACGGUCAGGCGCUGCUGCUGCUGACCGAGGAUCAUCUGAUGACCAGCAUGAACAUCAAACUGGGACCAGCUCUGAAGAUCUGUGCCCACAUCAAUGCCCUGAAAAACCAAUGAGAGCGAAGAGGCGGGGCCUAACGAGGGAGGAGCUAUCGCUGCAAUAAGAAGCUCUUAAAAGGAGAAAAUCUGAGGCUGAAGAGGAACAAAAUGACAAAAAGAAAUAAUAUAUGAGAUUAUAAAUGGAGGUGGGGCUUUCAGCCCUUUGAGGUCAUGUGUAACAGGAAGUGGGCGGCGUUUUUGUAACUAUUUUAUUUGCAGGUGGAGUGUAAAUUUGAAGCCAUUUCAUGAAGGAUUUUGAACAUUUAAUAUAUACAUUUUUUUUUCCAGAAUGUGACAUCGGUGACAAAUCUACCCCGUAGCUAAUAUAACCGGUGUGUGUAAUAAUAACAAUAAUAAUAACAAUAAUAAUAAUAAUAUCUGGACUUUGUAAGUGAUUAAUGAAAGCUUAAUGUUUCUUAUCACAAUAUUCUGGACAAAAUCAUGUCUGUGGAAAAAAAGUCACUAAUCAUCACAUUUUAUGGUAUCCUGCUUGAAAUUAUUUAAUAAAUGAAUAAUUAAAUCA